Messenger RNA from Electrophorus electricus (electric eel), 2315 nucleotides. RefSeq names its product biglycan b (gene bgnb). NCBI's taxonomy places the organism in Eukaryota, Metazoa, Chordata, Actinopteri, Gymnotiformes, Gymnotidae. Gene Ontology annotation, molecular function: protein binding. The record is from RefSeq and is a predicted model, not a curated record.
UCCUCAGUUAUUUCCUUAGUUUCCAAGGGACGGUCGGUACUGUGCGUCGCUGACGGACAUAGCCAUGAUGACCCGAAAAGCUGCGAACCUGGCUUAGUUUACAAUGAGAAAAUAGUAUAACGGGAUUAUUUCAUAUUUUAAGACGAAUUUGGUACUAUUGCUGUUAAACUAAAGGUCAGAGUGUGCAAGCGCUUGUGUGUUAGUGAUGCUGUCCCAGUGCUAUCUCCUCUUGCUCCUGAGCAUGGUCAGCCUGACCCCCUGCUCACUGGCACUGCCCUUUGAGCAAAGGGGCUUCUGGGAUUUUGGCUUCGAUGGUGAGGCGGGGGGGCUGAUGAUGACGAUGAUGAGGGAUGAAGAAGGCUCCGGUUCGGGGGAGGAGAUGCUGCCCGAGAUAUUUCCUCUAUGUCCCUUCGGGUGCCACUGUCAGCUGAAAGUGGUGCAGUGCUCUGACUUGGGCUUGAUUGAGGUCCCAAAAAACAUCCCGCCUGACACGAAGCUGCUGGAUCUGCAAAACAACCACAUUACAGAGCUGAAGGAAGACGCCUUUAAGGGCCUCAGCAAUCUCUAUGCUUUGUCACUAGUCAACAACAAGAUCUGGAAGGUUCACCCGCGGGCCUUCUCCCCCCUGCGCCACCUGCAGAAGCUUUAUUUCUCCAAGAACCUGCUGACAGCGAUACCCCGGAACCUUCCGCCUUCGCUGGUGGAGCUACGUAUCCAUGACAACCACAUUAAGAAGGUGGCUGAGGGAACCUUCUCUGGCCUGGGCAACAUGAACUGUAUAGAAAUGGGCGGGAACCCCAUUCGGAACAGUGGCUUUGAGCCUGGUGCUUUCAAAGGCCUGAAACUCAACUACCUGCGCAUCUCUGAGGCUAAGCUGACUGGUGUGCCCAAAGAUUUUCCUGAAAGUCUCAGUGAGCUUCAUCUAGACCAGAACCAAAUCCAAGCAGUUGAGCUGGAGGAUUUGAGCCGCUACAAGAACUUGUUCAGGUUGGGCCUAGGCUACAAUCGCAUCCGUAUGGUCGAGAACGGCAGCCUGUCCUAUUUGCCGAACCUGAGAGAGCUGCAUUUGGAAAACAACCAGCUGACCCGUGUCCCCAGUGGCCUGCCUGACUUGAAGUACCUUCAGGUGGUCUACCUCCAUUCCAACAACAUAAGUCAGGUAGGCAUGGACGACUUCUGCCCGCGCGGCUACGGAAUGAAGAGAACCUUCUACCAAGGCAUCAGUCUCUACGGCAACCCGGUCCCUUACUGGGAGGUGCAGCCCUCAACCUUCCGCUGCGUCUACGAUCGGCUGGCCAUACACUUCGGAAACUAUAAGAAGUAGAACCGUGGGAGGGUGAUGGGGGGGGGGGGAGAGAGAGAGAGAGAGAGAGAGAGAGAGAGAGAGAGAGAGAGAGAUAGAGAGACGAAAGAAACGGAUACUGGACAUCGAAAACAAAAACCAAAGGAAGGACGGAAGAUCGGAGGAGAGGGGAGAUGUACAGUAUGUUUAGGUUAGUGCGGUCUCGAGGCUGAAGGGGCUGGAUAAGGUAGAGCAAGUUCUGAGCAAGAUUUGCUCUGCUCAACUCUAUGGAGGAUGCAGAGUAUUAAGAGCACAAUCUGACUAUGUUCCAAAGCAUAUUCCUUCAACCAUGGCCAAAUGCUACAUAGGAUAUGUUUUCAUUUCAAAUAAAAUACCUAUCUGUUUCUUUUGCAACGGGCUUCAUAUUGUUCACAAGGUAUGUUCAUUAGUCAUUUAGUGUCAUUCAGGUUGACUCUUAAUUAAUGUCAGUUUUAUAAUAUUAUUAUAAUUAUUAUAAUACUAGUUGUUUUAUUGUUGGAGUCUGUUCAGAGAAGUUAAAUAUAGAUUUAAAUAAUGUUCUUUAUGUAUAGGCCCGUCUUUAUGAGUGUGUUUUGGUGAGAAACUUUUUUUCAGUGCCUUCCUUCUUGUGCUUCAGGGGUGUGUUGGGUUGGAGGUAGAAAAAUCAGUACUGUAUAUCAGAGAACCACAUUCCCUGUUUUACACUUAGCGCUUUAUGAUGCAGACUGUCAGAAAGCCAGGCCCAUGGGUUUUCAUUGCCAUCACCGGGUCUGGAAUUGAGAAUGACUGUUCUGUUUUGCACAAUGUCUAUGUCUCUCCACAUACCAAAAGAUUCGGAUGGAUAUUUUGGGCGGGGCUGACUCCAUGGAUUGGUUGGCAACACCGCGAGCAUGCGCUGUACUCUGCCGAUGUACCAAGUUGAUAAUAAUAAAAAAAAAAGGCUCCAGCUUCAUUUGAGGAGCAGAAACGACAUGAUCAUGGUCUGAAAGCUGUGACAAAUAAAACAAUAAUUUAA